GACGGCGGCGGACGGAGCCCUUGAUCGCGGGACAUCAGCUGCGGGCGUCCCCGCUCCGCUGCCUGCGGCUCCGGGGCUAGCCGAGUGACGUAGUUCUGUAAUAUGGAUCCACAGGUGAACCUCAGUGUGACCUUCCAAAGGGACACUCAGAGCUUCCUCGUAUCAGAUUCAUCAAAUACCACGUGGGCUGAUGUGGAGGCCAUGGUGAAAGUCUCUUUUGACCUGAAUGAUAUCCAAAUCAAAUACCUGGAUGAAGAUCAUGAUGAGGUGUCUGUCAACAGUGCAGAGGAGUAUGAAGAAGCUCUGAAGAUUGCAGCAAAACAAGGCCACUGGCUACAGAUGAACGUCUAUGAAUUAAGUGGUCCUCGAGGCACAUCUUCAUGGCAAGUCCCUGAGAAAUCUGAGAUAUGCCCUGUUCCUGAGGAUGGAAGGAAACCUCUCUCCCAGUACUCCAUGCUUGCUCAGACCGAGGGACCAGAUAGCGACGUAGAAGAAGAGGCUGAGAAGACACAGAGUGAGCACCAUCUCAGCCAGGGGCCUCCUGAGUGGUUUACAAGCUACCUAGAAAAGUUCCGGGAACAAGUGGUCCAAGAGACGGUGGAGACGCUUGAGCAGAAGCUGAGUGAGAAGCUCCUCCUUUCCAGCCAGAUCCCGAGUUCGCUGAGCAGCUCCGCCCAGCAGAGUCCUGUCAGCCCCUUGGUGCAAGGCAACCCCUUUGACUGGCUCCUCUCCUGCAGCAACUGCCAGGCCUCCAUUGUGGGCAUUCGCUACCAGUGCAGUGUGUGUCCAUCCUAUAGCAUCUGUGAGCUGUGUGAGGCCGGAAUAUAUGCUCAUGAUCCCAACCACCUGCUUCUGAAACUGCGGAGGCCUGUCCUGUGCCUCUCGGAGACUUACAACCUCUGGCAGUCUUCGCCUCGCCUUGCCACCUUGGAACAGCUCAGGCUCCAGAAACAGGUGGACAAGCGUUUCCUGAAGGCAGAGAAGCAGCGCUUGCGAGCAGAGAAGAAGCAGCGCAAAGCAGAGGUGCGGGAACUCAAGAAGCAGCUGAAAUUACACCGGAAGAUCCAUCUGUGGAACUCUGUCCAUGCUCUGGACAGCAUAGGUUUGACAGCUGCCAGAUCUGAGAGCCUACAACCCAACACACUUCGUCCCCUCCAGGCCUGCCCAGUCAUUGUUCCCACACUAAGUGCUGCCUUUGUGGAUGAGAAUCUGCCAGAUGGAACCCACCUGCGGCCAAGAACAGCCUUCAUCAAACAUUGGCGCAUGAGGAAUAUUGGCAACAUGGAAUGGAAUUCUGACACCAAGCUGAAAUUCAUGUGGGGGAACUUGACACUGGUGUCCUCAGAGAAGAAGGAUGUGACGGUGCCUUCCCUGCAACCAGGGCAAGUGGGAAUUGUGUCUGUGGCGUUUGUUGCCCCCUCGGUGGAAGGAACUUACACAUCUCACUGGCGGCUAUCGCACAGAGGGGAACAGUUCGGGCCUCGGAUCUGGUGCAGCAUUGUGGUGGAUUCCUCCUGCAUGGACUGUCUAGAGAGUGGCAAACAGAUGUGCAAUUUUGGCCCAAAGGGCAGAGCCCCUUAUAAAAAAGAGGAAAGAUCUACAGAGACCAAGGCAGAAGCUCUCGAGGCUGCAGAUACUGCCAUCCAGGGAGGUUUGACUGGCCCAUCAGCUACACCACAGGUGAAGAGCAUCCCCUGUGAUAGAGAGUUCUACAUUCCAUCAGUUGACCUUCUCACAGCACAGGUGAAACUUCAGGACUUGCUCUCCUUUGAGCUGUUGGACAUCAACAUAGUGCAAGAGCUGGAGCAGGUCUCUCGCAAUAAUCCUGUGGAUUCUCAGGAAGGGAAAGGGAAGUCCGAAUACCCAGCCAACCAAGAAGAGGGAGAUGAAGACAUGAGUGGAACCCAGUUUGUGUGUGAGACAGUCAUUCGCUCUCUGACCUUAGAUGCUGCACCUGACCAUAAGCCCCCACAAAAGAAGAAAUCUUUGCAGACUUCCCAGCAAGCACUACAUGGUACCACCCACUACAACCCAAAGACUGAGGAUCCCAGUAGGAUUAAAAGUAGUUCUACUUCUGCACUACAAGAUUUGGAGUCUGCGGAUCAGGGUGCCGAGAUGACUAAAGAGCCUGAGUUUGAGAAACUUGUGGUACCAGAUGGUGAGGAAGCAAGUGACAGAGAGGCUGACGAAGAUGCUCAGGAUGAAGUCCGUAGCCAGGCGUCUUCAGCAUCCUCCGAGGAUUAUGUGGUCAUCCUCCCAGAGUGCUUUGAUACCAGCCGCCCUCUGGGCGAGUCCAUGUACAGCUCUGCUCUCUCUCAGCCAAGCUCAGAGAAAGGGGCUGAGGGCCCAGCAAGUCCUGGAGAAGAGAGCCAGCCCUCGACUCACAGCAUCAACGAUAUCCUGACCACAUCGCAGGUCCUGGAUGCAGUGCCACUCACCCCUCAGGUCGUGGAGCCCCAGCCAGUAAGGUCUUUGGACCUUUCCCAAGAUGAUGGCCCCCGAGAAACAAGAUCUCAAGAAGCUGUGGACCAAGUGAGAGAAGCCACAUCUCUGGACCAAGUGAGAGAAGAACAUCUAGGAGAUGUUUCUGGUGCUCCACCUGCAGGGAUUGUAACCAGCACAUCGACAUCCCCAGAAUUCUCCAGACACACCCAGGGAAACAGCCUUGCUGGGGGCUUGAUGAAAGGAGCCUUAUCAGUGGCUGCUUCGGCCUACAAGGCCCUGUUUGCUGGACCACCUUCCAUAGAACAGGCUCUUCCUGUGAUCACCGAAGAACAGACGACAGCCUUCCUAGCCAACUUGAGUGAGAUGGGCUUCUGCGACCGGCAGCUCAACCUUCGACUGCUGCGGAAACAUAAUUGUGACAUGGCCGAAGUGGUCACAGAGCUGCUGCAACAAAGUCACAGUGACUGGUAUGGAAACCAGUACUGAGCUGCCUCCAGGAAUAGAGCAGCAAAGAGCACCAGCAGCUUCUGGCUCCCUUCUGUUCCAGCAGGGCAGAGACGGCUUGGCUUCCACCUUUCCUUAUACCUCUAGUUUCUUUUUUCUUCUGCUAAGAUCUUAUGUUAAUUCUCACCUCCCAGUUUCAUGGCUCAGGCAUCCCGUUUUUCAAAGUGGAAAUAAUACCAAUAGUAGGGGAAAAGUUGGUUGUGCACAAGGUUAGUGAACUGUGUCCUAAGUGUCAUCAUGCACUCCGUGUUUGAAUGGAGCUGGACUCGAGCCAAGUUGAGCAGGGCAUCGUGCAGCUUCUUGGCUCAUUGAGGGGUCAAAUCUUGUAGGAGGUGCUCUUUCAGGCCCUGACCUCCUAUCACCGGAGCUGUUCUGAACUUUGUCCUCUGGUUUGCUUUGAGAGCCUCCUGCAUCUUGUUGAAGCAAUAACGGCCCACAUAUUCCUGUUGCUGUGUGUCUUGGGCACUUACCCAGACCUAAAAGUGUUGAUCGCAUUCUAGGUCCUGCUUCCUCCCAAACUCAAAAGCUGCUGUUUGCUGCCGUUGAGGUGGUAAAGUACUAUGAGAGGAGCUUGCCAUAAAAAAUAGCAACAAUAAGAACAGCUGCUGCUAGUAUGUAAAACUUGAGAAGUAUUAUUAGUGAUUGUUAUUGCAUUAAAGUAUUUGAAGGACAAAUGGUUGAGACACACUUUGCAGUGGCAGGAGGGAUAGGUAUUUUUGUAGAUUUAUCCUUAAGACUCCAGAGUUGGUUCAUUGCAAAGGUGUUGGGAUUUCCAUGCAGUGUUCCUGACCCCUGGGCCCAUAUUGGGGCAAAUCUGAGACAAAAAUCAAAUGGUUUGUUUAAAAAAAUGGGAACAGCACCUGGUAGAUGCUCUUGUGGGGAGUGGGAGGGGGUAAUGCAUGAUAAGAGACAGCAUUAAGGAGGCAGUCCCAAACCCACGCACACGCCCUGAGUGAAAAGAGGUGUGGCUCAAGGACCCCUGAGGACUUUUUCUCUCCUAAACAUUAUAGACAUGAACAGUACCAGUGCUGCUGGGUAGUGUCCUUUUUAUUUAACUCAGGUGUCCUUUUGACUUUAUACAUAAGAGAGAAGAACUAUAAUUGAGGGGAAACAAACUUUUCUUCACUUUCUAAAAUCAGUGCAUGGAAAGUUGGAGAUCACUGACCUGAUUGCGACUUUUUUGCUCUUCUGGAUUGAUGAGGGAAGACCUUGGUAUUUCCAAGUAGUUCUGCCUCUAUUUUCUCUUUGAACUAGUUUUAUUGCUCCCAAUUCAAUCAGCCAACUUCUUGUUAGCUCUGGCUUGCUUUUUAGGACCCAUAGAAUCUGAAAUAUUAACAUUUUACUUACGUUGGCUUUGUAUAUUUUUUUGUGAGAGGAUGCAUGGAUAAUUUAUAUAGUGCAAAUAUUAAGAUCUUUGUAUAUUGUUUAGAAUAAGCACUUUAAAAAGUCUUUGGGUGUGAUGGAAACAUAAAAUAAAGUAUACAUUAAAUAAAAAAAA
Eublepharis macularius is the source of this 4447-nucleotide messenger RNA. It is a transcript of the gene NBR1, whose product is annotated as NBR1 autophagy cargo receptor. Gene Ontology annotation, molecular function: zinc ion binding; ubiquitin binding. The record is from RefSeq and is a predicted model, not a curated record. Bases 103 to 2931 code for a protein of 942 amino acids. Gene Ontology annotation, cellular component: phagophore assembly site. The transcript has 21 exons. Gene Ontology annotation, biological process: macroautophagy. NCBI's taxonomy places the organism in Eukaryota, Metazoa, Chordata, Lepidosauria, Squamata, Eublepharidae.